AUGGCGUGUUCGGGGCCCCGGUCCCGGUUUGCGGGGCUCUGUGAGCCCCAGUGCCCGCCGAGGGACUGGGCUGGGUGGGAUCCGUGCCUAGCGCUCGGCGAGGGCCCGGAGCCUGAUGAGGAGCCCGGUGUGGGGGUCUUUAACGAGCCGCGGUGGGGGACUCGGGAGGCUGUGUCCCGGAACCCAGUCAGGAGUCCCGGGCUGCCGGGCUAUGUGAGCCCCGCUGUCCGCCUGGCCCGCCGCCUGCUCCUGCUCUGCGGGCAGCACCUGCAGAGCUUCCUGCGGGCACGGGAUGCCCUGAGGGCCGACCCCAAGGGCGGCCGGACGCUGUGGAGGGAGUACAGCCGGCUGGCAGGGCCGCACCCCGCUCUGCUGAGCCCCGCAGCCGAGGUGGGCUGUGCCCGGGCCGCUGUGGACACGCUGCUGCGGGCGCUGGUGCCGUGGCCGCACCUGGAGACACGGACAGGACGUUUUGUUGUGGUGGAGCUGGUGGCCUGCAAUGUGCUGCUGCCGGCCAUCAGGAAGAUGUCUGAUCCCGACUGGAUCAACCUGCUGCUCAUUGGGGCUUUUUCCAAGAAGCCCCGGGGUGGGAAGCCCCACCCUGCACCCCCAGUGCCCGACUCCUUGCCUUUCCCGGCGCAGACGGACGCAGCUCCCGCCGGGUUUCCCCCGUCCCCGAGGGUUGCAGAGGGGCUCAGGAGAGAAGCAGGGGCUGCUGGAGAGGAGGGAGAGGAGGUGAGCAGGUCAUGCCAUGCAGAGGAACCCUUCCUGCACCCCCAAGCCCUGGGAUCGCUCUUCCCCUGUGAGGGUUUGGAGCUGGAAUCCCCUGUGCCUGACGUGGGCCAGGACACGGAGCUGCUGGCUCCCUCCCCCGCUGGAGAGCUCCUUGAUGAACCCCCCCAGGACCCCUCUGUACCAGAGGGACCACCUGUCUCGGAAGAUGGCACAGGGGACCUGGACCAGGGCCCUGGCCCCAGCUCAGAUGUUGGCCUGCUUCCCACAUCUGCUUUGAGCUCCUGCCCUGACAUCCAGAUCGAGCCAGCGCUUGAGAAGGAGGAGGAAAGCCCAGCUGUCCCCAGGAGGUUCUCCUCACAAAGACCCUCCAGCCUGGGGAGAGAUCUGGGGGCAGCAGAGGGCCCAGCACAGUUUCCCCCAGAGCCCGGGCAGAGCCUGCCCCUGCUCUCAUCCUCCCCGACAGCUUCCAUGAGCACCUUCAGCUUCGAGCCCCUGAGCAGCCCCGACGGGCCGGUCGUCAUCCAGAACCUGCGGAUAACCGGGACCAUCACGGCCCGGGAGCACAGCGGGACCGGCUUCCACCCCUACACCCUGUACACCGUCAAGUAUGAGACAGCCCUGGAGAGCGAGGCCGCGGGCAGCCUGCAGCAGGUGGCUUACCACACCGUGAACCGCCGCUACCGCGAGUUCCUCAACCUCCAGACCAGGCUGGAGGAGAAGCCGGAGCUCCGCAAGUUCCUGAAAAACAUCAAAGGCCCAAAGAAACUAUUCCCUGAUCUGCCAUUUGGAAACAUGGACAGCGAUAAAGUGGAAGCCAGGAAAAGUCUGCUGGAAUCUUUCCUGAAGCAAUUGUGUGCAGUCCCUGAGAUUGCAAACAGUGAGGAAGUUCAGGAAUUCCUGGCCCUCAACACCGACGCCAGGAUCGCCUUCGUCAAGAAGCCCUUUGUUGUCUCCAGGAUAGACAAGAUUGUUGUCAAUGCCAUCGUGGACACCUUGAAGACGGCGUUCCCCAGGUCAGAACCCCAGAGCCCCACGGAGGAUCUGAGUGAGUCAGAAGUGGAUGGGAAAUCCCAGACAGACGGGAAGAAAGCGACCAAGUCCAGGCUGAGGUUCUCAUCCAGUAAAAUCACUCCGGUGCUGAGUGUGAGUGAAGCUCACGACAGGAUCGUGUACUCCAUCAGGGAGGGCAGCGCUGUCUCUGGCAGCCUGUCACUGGCUGCUAUGGAAUCCUUCAUCCAGAAGCAGGAGAAGCUGCUGGAAGCAGCCCCCAGCAAAGCUUCUGAAGGCGAGGGAGGCAGAGAAGCCAAGGAAAUCUCUGUGCAGGAAGAAAUGGAUGGGCUGAGCACAGCAGAGCAGGGAGCACAUGUGGACACUGACCCGGACUCUGAGACAGCUUUGGCUGACCUGGCCCUGGACGUGCUUCGUCUGGUGCUGGUGGAUCACUGGAGCUGGCUGUGCACAGAGAACAUCCAGAAGGUUUUCAACCUGCUCUUUGGGACCCUUGUUCAAAGGUGGCUGGAAGUGCAGAUGGUCACCCUGACCUGCACCCAGCGCUGGGUCCAGUACCUCCAGUUGCUGCAGGAAUCCAUCUGGCCUGGAGGAGUUUUACCAGCAGUGCCUAAACCCCCCAGGACAGAGGAGCAGAAGAAGGCAACAGCAGAGCAGGCCCUGCAGAGCCUGAUGGGGAUCCUGCCCAAUGUGAUCCAAGAAAUCCUUGGGACCAGUAAGUGUCGGAUGAGCUGGAACCUGGUGCUGGAGUCUCUGAGCCAGCCUGUGAUAAACAGGCACCUGGUGUUCUGCCUCCUGGACAUUCUGCUGGAGUUCUUGGUUCUGAAGGAGCCUGAGGCUACAGCUGCCACACCGUGUGCCUGCAGUGGCCUGGACAAAGGUGUCCCAGCACUUUAACCAGGGCUGGUGCCCCAGCAGUGGAGAAGUGCCACAGGCAUGGAGGGACUGGAUUUUCAGCCUUUAUUGAACGUGCCUGGAAGCUUCUUGUAAGGAAUUUCUCCAGCCAGUGCUAAAUGAAGCUGCUUCCAGGCUUCUCUGUUCCAGCUGGGUGGUGGAUCAAACCCAGAGUGAGGGGUCAAAGAUGUUGUGCAGCAUCUGUUCCAUUGCUGACCUGAUGGAGAGCCUGGAAUGAACCAGCCUGACCAGUUGGAGAAGGAUCCACAAACCCCAAGGGCCUUGUCCCAACCUUCUGAACAUCUCUAACAUCUACAGGCAGAGAAGGCAGAUUUGCUUUUGUGCUGUGGGGUCCAGCUGGCACUGAGAGAGUUGGUGUGGUGGGAUCUUGCUGAUGAAUGUUUCUGCAGGUGAAGGGAGGUGCAGUGCUGUCCCUGCUGUCUGAGCAGCCUGCCCUGUGCCUGCUCUGCACCACCCACAUCGCCAGAAGGAAGAUGGGGAAAGGAUGGAGUGUGGAGAUGUGGCCUGAACUUCAGCAUCCAACUGCCCAAAUACCUGGAGGUGAGAGCAGGGCUCAAAGGUGCUGCCCUGCCUUAGGGACACAGAUCAGCUGCUUCUCUCUUCCACUGCUCUAGUUCUCCACUGAACAGUAGGGUGCAGGCAGGCUGUGAUCCUGGGAAAGAGACUCUCCUCUGGCUGGGGAGGAGUGGUAGCUUGGCUGAACUUCAGGAUUCGCUUAUACUGUGCUUUCUGAGUCACCUCUUAGUCCCUAGGACAGUCACCUGGAAGGCCCAGGACAAAAGGAGCUGACCCAUGUGGGACACAGCAAGUAAAUCAGCUCUGGAUGAUUUACUUCCAGCUCAGGAAGCUGUGGAAGAGGAAUGAGUACCCUGAGCCCAGGGGGAAUCCUGGGUGUGUGUCGUGGACAGGCAGUGGGUUAGACCCCAGCCAAGGGCCUGUGAGCACUGCCUGAGCCCUGCUGUUCAUGGCUGUGUCACUGGGCUUUGCUUUGUGGUGCUGCUGCUGCAGCUCCAUGCAGGGCUCUGGGAAACUGCUCAGGUCAUGGAACGUGGAUUUGGAGCUGCUUCUCCAAGUUGUCCAAGACUGGAGUGGUUUUGUGAGCAUUUAAUGUUGCUGAGCAAUCAGGUUCCUGUGAGUGCAGGAGGACUCAGAGUGUGCCAACAGACCAGUCUGGUGACCUUUGGUGUAUUUUCUGGGAGAAACAGGGGCUGACCAGUGCUGGCUGUGGCUGCUGGAGGUGUUCUCUGCAGAUCAAAGGAGACACCAUGUGUAGUGUCUGUGCUGCAGGACCAGAUGCUUUCAUCUCUCACAACCAUGGAAGAGUUGGUUCUGCAUGCCUGCAGUUUCUUGGAGCUGGAUGCUCCACGGUGUGUUUGGACAGAAGGCAUUUUAACUCCAACAUUCCUACUCUGCUCUUCCCAAAGGAGCUGCUCAAUAAUGGAUACACAACAGUGUGAGCUCCUCUGUGCUUCUGCUGUGUGAAAAUACAGGGAGGGAUCAUUUUGCUGCAAGCAAA
This is a messenger RNA of Cyanistes caeruleus (blue tit), 4174 nucleotides long. NCBI's taxonomy places the organism in Eukaryota, Metazoa, Chordata, Aves, Passeriformes, Paridae. The record is from RefSeq and is a predicted model, not a curated record.